Ostrinia nubilalis (European corn borer) is the source of this 1347-nucleotide messenger RNA. RefSeq lists its product as uncharacterized. Gene Ontology annotation, biological process: intracellular signal transduction. Lineage: Eukaryota; Metazoa; Arthropoda; Insecta; Lepidoptera; Crambidae. The record is from RefSeq and is a predicted model, not a curated record. Bases 308 to 1333 code for a protein of 341 amino acids. The transcript has 3 exons.
AUUCAUCCCUAAAUAAUUUAUCAACAUAAAAUAAAACAUCUAAAUCAGUGUUCAAUAUAAACAAAAGUGUACUUGAAACUUUUUGAACGUUUCGUUCCAAAAACAAAAGAGAGUGGAAACUUUUUAAAACACCCAUCCAAACAAAAAAGGAUUGCAAGAUUCGAGAUUAAAAAGUGAAGUCCAAAUUCAAAUUUAUUUGAAAAUAACUGGCCACUAAUAAAACAAAAAUAAAAUCGUAACGUCAACAGUGAUGUGUCUCAUUUAAUUAUUUUGGUUUUACGUGAAAAGAUAAAUUCUAGUGCCAAAAAUGGAUUCGUUUAUGGAUUUUUACUUCGAAGAGGUGUUUAGUACCAUGGAUAGAGAUUCCUUGAACAUGCGGUUCAAGAGGAGAGAACUAGUCGAGUACUUCAAUACUGUCAUUGCUGGAUGUGCCAAAGGUCAAAACAAAUCCGACGAAGUUUCGUGCAAGAACUUCGUGCAGUCAGCUCUCCGAUAUCACAAUUCUUGCAAGUCUGGUAACGGAGAUGUAUGUCUCAUGGGGAAAUACCAUAACGUUCUGUACAUAGCCAUGAAACUCGCCUUCGAUUGGAGCCUACAAGAUAAUGGUACGGUGGCAGCUCUGUUGGAUGAAAUGUACGCUUGUGAAAAGACCUUUGAGAGAAUAUUUUUGGGGGCCAUCUUUGGUACAUCAGCCCCUUACUUUUUGGCUGGUUGGAAGUCAGACUUCAUGGAUAAAGAAGAAAACGUUCAUGCACUAGUUUACUUCCUCGAUCACGCUACAAAUGCUAAUCUUGAAUACAGCGAGGGAGACAAAACAUAUCGCUUCAUUGACGUCCCAUUGGAAAGCUGUGGCCAAGCAUCCCCAGUGAGGGUAGUCAUCCAAAUGGGUGCUGCAGAGAUGCUGAUGAUUCUCCUAAGAUUUGGAGCUAGGAUCUCUUCAGAAGCUGUAUCGACUAACCCUGUAGAAUCCAUUUUGGAUAGACUCAAAGAAUACAACAGAGUAUAUCCGUAUGAACUGGUGACGUGUCUUAAGCUCACUUUGAGAGCAGUGCCAAGAGUAAAUUUUACGGUAGAUAGAAACAUUUUCAAAGAAUUAGAACUGCCCGAAGACUAUAAUUACCAAAGGAAAGUGGCUUUGGAAAAGUAUGGAGAAAUAUUAGAGGAUCAUUUGGUUCCUACUUCCAGAUGUGGAUUAAAACCAGUAGAGUUGAAGCACAUGUGCAGAUGUAUCAUUAGAGAAAUGCUAUGGAAGAACUUUGAACUGCCGUUUGGUAUAGCAAAAUUACCUAUACCUGUGUCAUUGCAAAGAUAUUUGGAUUUAUUUGACGAUUAAAGAGUUUGUUUUUA